Messenger RNA from Dibothriocephalus latus, 929 nucleotides. The record is from the annotation of a GenBank genome assembly. NCBI's taxonomy places the organism in Eukaryota, Metazoa, Platyhelminthes, Cestoda, Diphyllobothriidea, Diphyllobothriidae.
UGAUGUUUGCCUAUGAACAGUGUCUCCUUUGCUUGGGACACCAUCCCGAUAUUUGGUACGAGGCAGCUAGCUACUUGGAACAGGCUAGCAAGCUUCUGGCGGAGAAGGGUGAUCAGAAUAUGGCCCGGCAGUUUGCCGACGAAACGGCUGCUAUGUAUGAACGCGCCACUGCCCUGCUGAAGACUAACAUUAUGCUCUACUUCGCCUACGCAGACUACGAGGAGGGUCGCUGCAAGUACGCCAAAGUGCACUCAAUCUACAAGAAGCUCAUCUCUCUGGACGGCAUCGAUCCAACGCUGCCCUAUAUCCAGUACAUGCGUUUCACUCGUCGCUGUGAGGGAAUACUCUCGGCUCGCAGUGUUUUCAAGAUGGCGCGUGACGAUCCGCGCGUUGGCUACCAGGUGUACGUCAGCGCCGCGCUGAUGGAGUACUACUGUAGCAAGGACACCACAAUAGGCCACAAGAUCUUCGAGCUAGGUAUGAAGCGCUUCGCAAGCAAUCCCGACUUUGUCCUCUGCUAUGUCGACUACAUGGCACACCUGAACGAGGACAACAACACCCGCGUCCUCUUUGAGCGUGCGCUGGGCACUGAACAGAUCCAGUCUGAACGAGCUCGAGUGAUCUGGGCACGAUUUUUGCAGUUCGAACUUCAGGUAUCACCUUACUCUAUUUACGAUUUCUACCUGUACCCGCUUUUCAUGUUGCAUAGUCUAUCUAAAGGAGUUGGCGAUUUGGCGAGCAUCCUAAAAAUCGAAAAGCGCCGUUUAAAGACGUUGGAGAAUGUCAAGGAAUUUCAGGGUCGAGAAACUGCUCUUCUCAUAGAUCGGUAUAGGUUCCUUGAUCUCUUCCCUUGUUCGGAUUCAGAAUUACGUUCGCUCAAUUACAAGGUAGAUACAUUUAUCAAAUAUGCUGUUUUUGUCCGCAUUUAG